UGUGUGUGUGUGUGUUAAUACCACUGUCAACAUGGCGUCGGCGAGGCCUCAGCGCUUCGAUUCUUCAGCUUUAAAGAGAAAGGAGGAGACUGAAGAGUUACUCGUGUUUGGAUAUUCUUGCAAACUAUUCCGUGAUGACGAAAAAGCUUUAUUCAUUGAUCAGGGGAAGCAUUUGAUCCCAUGGAUGGGAGAUGAUACUCUAAAAAUAGACAGAUAUGACGUGAGAGGCACCGUUUAUGAUCUACGUCCUCUAGAGCCACUUGGUGGUGGUGCUUCUGAUGCACUGUGGUCCACUCUGUCCGAUGCCGAAAGGAAAGUUGAGCAACUUUGUGAUGAGGAACGUUACCGUGCCUUGUAUCAUAAUGAAGCUGAAGAGGCAUUGUAUCAAGAGGAGGAACUGAAACGGUUACACAAGGCUCUAGACCCUCAGAACUCUUAUGGACAGGUAGCAUAUAGUUAUGAUGAAGAAACUGAACAAAAUGUAUCAACUGAUGCAGACAGUAAAGAUCCAUGUGAGGCAACUGAUGAGGAAGAUGAACCUUUUAUUCCACCCCCUGAACUUGAUGUACCUGUUGGCAUGGUCCUUCCAGAACGCACCAAACUCAAUGCCAUUAUCGAAAAGACUGCAGCCUUUAUCAACACACAGGGUCCUCAGAUGGAAAUUAUAUUGAAGAUGAAGCAAGCCAAUAAUCCGCAGUUCUCUUUUCUUUCGUUUGAUUGCCCCCUUCAUGCUUACUAUAGGCAUGUUUUAAUGGCUAUCAAAACUGGGAGAUAUUUGACAAGGCAACAAAGACAGCAGCAAGAACAGAAUGAUACAGAGAAUUCUGAAGAUUACCUCCAUCCAAGUCUUUCCAUCGCAGCCAAACCUGUUGAAUUGGCACCCAGUAUCCCCAGCAUCAGUUACAAGCCUUCUGCAGACUGCGCUUAUUCCAUGCUUGUUAAUAAGAUUAAAGACAGGCAAGGUAAAUUGACAGAUGACAAUUCUGGUCCUGGUUCACCGGGAGAGAGCGCGGGAAAAGACAAUAGUUCUCAAGUCAACCAUUCAAUUCUUGCACCACCACCUGACAUUCAGGUCAUUAUUGACAAAAUGGCAAGCUAUGUGAUCAAAAAUGGUAGAGACUUUGAAUCUGUUGUAAGGAGUAAAGGUGAUGAGAGAUUUGCUUUUUUGGAUGUGGGACACAAGUUUCAUCCGUAUUAUGAUCACAAAGUUCGUGUUUACCAAGGAUUAGAACCUCCUAUAAAUUUUAGUCAAGCCUCAACAAGUUGUAACAACUCUCAAAAGCCCAACCAAGACGCUGUUAAAAAAAAAGCGCUGCCAGACAAAAAGCCACGGCCAAUUCUUCUCCCAGGAUAUGAAUACAGUGAUGAUUCCUCUGAAUCAGAGGACAGUGAACAAGAAAACAGUAAAUCAGAUCAAAAAGGGAAACCAAAAUUGGCUCCAGUCUGCUUUUCAAUUAAAAAACCAAAAGAAGCAGAAAUAUUGAAAGAGGUAAAAAGUGCUCUUCCUGUUGAAGAAGAAAGCUCUGAGGGAGAAUGUGAUGGAAAAAAUGAAACAGCAGGCAAGCCAUCAAAUCUAGUUGAAGUAAAACCCCCAGAGCAGAGCAUUGAAGAUAGUUCUCCUCCUGCUUCUGCUUUAGCUACUCCAGAGGAAGAAAUGCGAAGACUUCAACAGUUACUCAGAGAAAAAGAGAAACAACUCCGGGAUCAGGAGAUGCAGAGAAGAAUUAAGGAAGAAUGCAAUCAAGAUAUUUUCCCUACAGAAAUAGACUCAAAGAUUGAAACUUCAAGUCCGCCUCCAGAGCCACCAUUAGCUGUUGAAACCCCACCCCUUGUCAAAGAUCCAAAAGACGACGGUCUGAGAAAUGUAAAUGAAAACAAUCAGUUGACCAAGGAGCAAAAAUGUGAAGACACAACAGAAGCCAGUGACAAGCCUCCACAUGAGAAAAAUGAUAUUAUGGAUAAAAAAAAUAUGACUCAAGACACUGCAGAGCCAAUAAAUGUGAUGGCAGAAGCAGAAGUAAUUGAUCUUACAGAAGAGGCUGAUGAUACUCCAAAAGUGUCAGAUACAAUGAGACAAGAAAGGAAAAGAAAGGCUGCUGCAUUUUUGAGCAGGCUGCAAAAAGAGCGCCACUUGAGUAAGAAUGGAAGUACUCAUCCUACCAGCGAUUCAGAUGCUGCCUCUAGGCAUUCCACCCCUUCUCCAACUCAAUUAAAGAGAGAAAAACAAGAUGCUGGUGUUUUAAAUUUCCAUGAGGCUAGCAUACCUAGAACUUCACUUAUGGCAAGACUAGCAGCUUCCUCUCACUUACCUCGGCAACCAACGGUUGAUAAGAAAAAGACCAUUAAAGGCUCAAGGAAGUCAGAAAGCCCUACAAAGCCAGUGAAAGGGAAGGAUGAUAAGUCAUACAAUAAACAAAGAAGCAAGAGGAAAAAGGAUGUAUCAUCAUCAACAGACUCUGAACCUGAGAGAUCUCGUUCUCGAUCCCGAUCUGUUUCGUAUUCUCGAUCACCAUUGCACAAACGGCGCCAAGCUGAUGAAAGUGAUGUUGAACAAAGAAAUCAUAGGCAUCAUAGAGAAAGCAGGAGUAGUAGCCACCGUAAGAAACACGAUGUAAUCGAAACAACUGAAACACCUCGAGAUCACAGCCCUAGAAGACACCAUCGAAGACGUGAAGAUGACCGGCGUGGUCACAGUUUUAGUCAUAGUCAUACUCAUGGUCAUGGGCAUAGUCGCACACGGCCACGUGGCCAAGGGCGCAGUCAAAGCCACAGUCAAAGUCACACGCCACCAAAGAGAAAUGAAUCUCAAGUCAGUGACAGUGAAUGUAGCGAAUAAGAUCAAAUUAAACUUAGAUAGCAUCUAUGUUUGUACUGUAUGUACAUUUCGAAGGUGUGUAGUGAAUUUCCAUGGCUAAUGACAAGUUUUUAUUCCAAGAGACUAUUUUUGAUUACAUAGUUCCAUUCAUUAACCUGUGGAAUCGUUUUUUUCGGUCAUCUUUUUGCUAUAAUAUAUUACUUACGUUAAAUUCGGGUUACAAUAGAAAUGCAAAUUAACUGUUAUGCUGUGUACAUCUGAAGUCUUUGUCCAAAGAUUACCAUUAGGUUGUAUUCUAGAAAGGAACCCUUCAGUUUGUGUCAUUAGAGAGGGCUUGACUAAAGAGUUCUUGCCAAUUGAUUUUCUGGUCCAUGUUAUGAUGACAAUUCUCAAUUUCAAACGGGGUUAAAUUUGUCUGACCUGAAGAUUUUAAGUUUAGCUGAAAGUAAUGAACUUUCUCUUCAUUAUUUGUACAUUUAUACUGUAUGUUAAUAGUUGACUACCUAUUUUGUAUAUCUCAUUUAUCGGGAAGUUACUGUAAUUAGUUGAAAUACAUAAUCUGUGAUCAUUGAA
This is a messenger RNA of Frankliniella occidentalis (western flower thrips), 3388 nucleotides long. RefSeq names its product protein suppressor of white apricot. Bases 32 to 2836 code for a protein of 934 amino acids. Gene Ontology annotation, biological process: RNA processing; mRNA 5'-splice site recognition. NCBI's taxonomy places the organism in Eukaryota, Metazoa, Arthropoda, Insecta, Thysanoptera, Thripidae. Gene Ontology annotation, molecular function: RNA binding. The record is from RefSeq and is a predicted model, not a curated record. The transcript is spliced from 16 exons.